GUCCAGCGAACGGCGAUCCGAGCAGACGCACCAAGUAUUAAGCCUGGGAUCAAACCGCGAACUGAUCCGAUUUCGUAUAGAUUCUAAAAUGAAAACCUAGGCAGACCAAAUUUAGAUAAAAACUAUAAUGAAUGUCAGUGCUACCAAUCGUAUGGAUCUGGCCUUUCAAAUUUAAUUUCUAGUGAAACCCGUGACCGUAAUUUGAAAAAAAAACCGAUACCGGUUCGUGACUGUUACAGAGAUUUUGGCACCAAAGUAUUAUGUUUUCGCUGCUGCUGCACCACCCGCUCGUCUGCCGCUGCUGUCUGCUGGAGCAACCGCCGCUCUACCACAGCCUCCAUGACGCCUCUAGCCGCCUGGCCGCGGAGCUGAAGGCCCUGGCCCCCGCCCUGCUCCUGGAACCCGGCGACAAUCUCACCGACGUGAUCUGCGAUCUCUGCCUGCGCCGCCUGCACGACGCCCGCGACUUCCAGAGGCGGUGCGAGCACUCUGAGCAGGUGCUCCGCCUGCGGCACGAGCAGUGGAAGCACACGGUGGCCGUGGGCGACGCCUUGGCCCUGGACGACGUGCUCGAGUGCCUGGAGCGGGAGGUGGGCAGCUUGGAGGCUCCCGUGUCCAUGCACCAGCAGCCCAGCAAGCCGGUGGCUUAUGUGUCGCCGCUAAUGGAGACUGUGGACUUUGAAAGCUUGGACUUCCAGGAGAGUUCACCCAGUGAGUUCGAGGCUCCUACGUACUGGGCAUCAACUGUAGACUCCGGCAGCCUGAAUACGCCGCAUCACCAGCCGGAGACCCCUGAGCCCUUCGAAGUGGAACUGCCCACGCCCCCGGAAUCACCAGAAGAACCAGAACCGAAGCCCACGGGAAAGCCCAAAAGACGGAGAACAAGGCCACGCCAGGACAAGCAGAAACCCAGUGUGGAGGGGACGGCUGGUUCCCCGCGGUCUUUGCACCCGUGCGGCGAGUGCGAGAAGAAGUUUACCCGAAACUUCCAGCUGAAGCUGCACAUGAUCGCCGUGCACGGAAUGGGCGAGAUGCGGUACCAGUGCGAGGAGUGCGGCAAGAGCUUCGCCUCGCGGCACAGCCUGCGAUACCACGUGAAGUCGGUGCACUCGACGGAGCGACCCUUCGCAUGCCAGCACUGCGAACGGCGGUUCGUCCUGCGCACCCAGCUGCUGUCCCACCUGCGCACCCACACCGGCGAGGCCAAGCCGCGAAUCUUUGAGUGCCAACGCUGCUCGAAGUACUGGCCCACCAAGUCGGACCUGCGCACCCACAUGCGCUCGCACAACCCCAACAUGGAGCGGCCCUUCAAGUGUGACCGGUGCUCCAAGGCGUUCUUCACGCGGGGUCACCUUAACUCCCACCUGCUCGUGCACACCGGGGAGAAGCCCUUCGCCUGCGAGUACUGCGACAAGUGCUAUCAGAGCGUUGGCAACCUGAACAACCACAUGGUGCGCCUGCACGCAGAGAUAAUCGAGGCCCAGUUGGAGACGGAGGCCAUCGAGAGCUGAGGACCAAACAGGCGUCCUGAGCAGAGGCUGUAUUAAGUAUUAUGGGCGUUGAAAAGGCAAUAUCACCGAGUCGAGGGAGCAGACCACUGUUGCUAUAAGAAAAAACUGCUCCCAAAAGAUUUAAAUUCAAAACUGGUCUUACAAUAAUAACAUUACCCAUCAUAACCAUUAGUAGUUCGAAAAGAAGCAACAUAACGUCAGUUUCAAAUAGUUUUCUAGGCAACCAUACUAAUUUUAUUUUUUAAAUGAGCAAAAUAUUUUUAACCAUUUAAAAAUGUAAUUUUUAAUAUAAAGUACAUGCUAGAAUAAAAUAUUAAUAAUACAAAUUAUAAAUGUUGAUGUAAUCUUGUCCCCCGACUAUGAGAUACCCAUG
This is a messenger RNA of Drosophila subpulchrella, 1884 nucleotides long. RefSeq names its product zinc finger protein 184. Gene Ontology annotation, biological process: regulation of transcription by RNA polymerase II. The record is from RefSeq and is a predicted model, not a curated record. Lineage: Eukaryota; Metazoa; Arthropoda; Insecta; Diptera; Drosophilidae. Gene Ontology annotation, cellular component: nucleus. The transcript has 2 exons. Gene Ontology annotation, molecular function: DNA-binding transcription factor activity, RNA polymerase II-specific; RNA polymerase II transcription regulatory region sequence-specific DNA binding; zinc ion binding. Bases 261 to 1511 code for a protein of 416 amino acids.